Messenger RNA from Parnassius apollo (apollo), 342 nucleotides. NCBI's taxonomy places the organism in Eukaryota, Metazoa, Arthropoda, Insecta, Lepidoptera, Papilionidae. The record is from the annotation of a GenBank genome assembly.
AUGAGUGAGAGGGUGUAUAUGAAAAAAGAAAGGCCAAAAAAGGAAGAAUUAUACAGGAGGAUGCAUAGAAUCCAAACAGGUGGAGGACCAGCAAAUCCAAAGAAAGAAGAUCCUCUACAUUCCAAAAUCUUAUUGUUAAUUAAAACAAGUGCUGUUGGGCUUUUCAACGAUUUUGACAGUGACAGUGUUGUCCCAGAUAGCUUAGAAAGGCAUAAUUUUGCUGAGGCUCAAGUUAUUUUGCCAGAGGAGCCAGAAUUAUGUAAUAAAGAUCUUGAGACUGACAUUGAUGAAAUUCAAAAGACUGGGAUCGACUCGAAUGAAGGAUUAAUGCAGGUAAAUUAG